UUUGAAUGUCAAAUUGCAUUUGGAUGUACCUCCUCUACCAUGUUUACAUCGCACCACUGUACCAAAAGAUUCAUGAGAAUGAUGCACAGCACAACCACCACAUAACAUCAAGAGCAUGUACAAUGGCUUAGAUUCGGGAACAACAAUUAGCAUAUACUACUCUAUCUACAACUCCCACCUAAGACAACUCUUUUGAUGCUAUUUAAAAGAGGAUUAAGUAUCACAAAAUCCAAUUCCAAAUGAUAUCCUCAUAAAACUCCAAAGUACUUUAGUUUAUCUUAUUGUACCUUAAAAAAACACCAUUCAACACUCAAACCCAAACACACUCAUGAGUUGCGUAUAUAAGGCAUAACCAGAAGAAGAAGAUUGAGAAACUGUGUUCGAACUGAAUCGCCAUGGAAGAACCAUCAAGAGAAGAAGCUGACACCACCACCAUCAACAACAACACCCAGAUGAUCCCUCAAGUUCUGCAAGUCCUCCAAGCUCUCAAACAAGCUUCACACGACAUCCAACACUCUUCUUCUUCUUCCUCCGACGACCAUUCACCUGCCAUCAACGCUCUCCUCCAACUCCACACCACUCUCUCCACCGACUCCCCACUCUCCCACCACCUCCACCGCCUCAAGACCCUCCUCGACUCCCUCCACAACGCCAAAGGCAUCCGCUCCUUCCUCACGCGCCCCCUCUCCGCCCACUCCAUCUCCCGCGUCGCCGCCUCCAUCGAAGCCGAGCUUCAAGCCUGGAUCGACCGUGAAACCACUCAAACGCUCUCCCGCUCCCUCACCAACAACCACGACCUCCUCCUCCUCCUCCCGCUCCUCACCCAGCUCAUCGACCGAGUCAACCAAGGCUUCGACCGCGAGUUUCAGAACCUCGUCCUCACCAUGAAACUCUUCUCCUCCCUCGAGUCGCUCCUCUUCGAUGAAAAGUGCCAGCAACCGGUCCGUGAGCACGCCGGAAUGGCCAUCGCCGCGUUGAUCCGGUUCAACAAGGACGUGUUCGUCGGUCAGGUGCUGAUGGGUCCGACCGUUCGAGCCUUGGUUUCCAUGGCCUCCGUGGAUUCCCUCGACGUGCUGUGUUCCCUUGUGAAGUCCAUCAGGUCCCCUUUCGUCGACGAGAUUGAGUCCAACGGCGAGAUACCGAAGAUCAUCGCGCUUCUGGGUUCCGACGAUCUGCAGUUGACGGUGCUGGCGGUGGAGGUGGUGCUUGAGAUUGGGUAUUUUGGCCGGAAGGAGGCGAUUGAGGCUAUGAUGAAGGAGGGUGUGGUGGAGAAGCUUGUUGAGCUUCAGAGAUUGGAGGUGGAGGGUGGUGGUGGAGGGAUGAGGCACCCUUUUGCGAGCUGUGUGGCGAUGUUUGCUGUGCAGUUGGAUGUAGGGGAAGGGUUGAGGCAGAGGGAGAAAAGGGCUUUGAAGCCUGAGAUUUUGGAGAGAGUUAGAAAGGCUUCUCUUUCUGAUGCUGAAUCUGCUACCAUUGUUGCUGAGGUUUUGUGGGGUAGUUCACCCUAAACUUUUUCUUUACUUUACUUUAUUUUUUUUUUGGUUGUUUGUACAGAUUGCAUGUUAGGAACAGGGAAUUCAAUUUUGUUCAUUUUAGAUUGUAGAGUAGUGUAAUCAAUACUUCUUCUUCCUCCACUUUCAUUUGUUUGUAUAAUACCAUCAUGAUAAUGUUGUAAUCUGAGUGUCAAUGUGAUGAAGGUAUUGGUGAA
Lotus japonicus is the source of this 1705-nucleotide messenger RNA. RefSeq lists its product as uncharacterized. The transcript has a single exon. NCBI's taxonomy places the organism in Eukaryota, Viridiplantae, Streptophyta, Magnoliopsida, Fabales, Fabaceae. Bases 396 to 1505 code for a protein of 369 amino acids. The record is from RefSeq and is a predicted model, not a curated record.